UUUUCUUUUUUUUGCUGAGUUCAUUUCCCAGAACACUCUAUAUGCAUUCAUAUUGUCAUAUGUUUAAAUCUUGUGAUGUGAAAUUGGGCUUGAACAACAAAGUGUUUGCUUUCCUAUAUCUUUUAAUAUUGUACAGUGCAUGACGAUAUGACCGAUCAUUUAUCUCUAAAUCUCAGUCAUAUAGGGACAUAUUAACCUUCUCGAGGGAGACGUCGCUCUGACAAUAAAGCCAUUAUGGUCCAGAUUAGAGUGAUCAUAAUCAUUUCCACUUUUUAUUUGUGGUCCGGCUGGUUUUAGAGAACGUAACAUGCCAAUCAGAUUAUGUGAUAUUGUAGGUUUUGCACAGGGGAGGGCCCUGUUGCUCAAGGUGACUCGAUUAGCUUUGCAUUAUGAAAGAUAUCACUGCAAUGAAGCCAUUAUACUGGAGCAGUCAGGAGACAAAGAGACAAGGAGACAAGCUGCUUUCCUGAAAGGGAUGUAAUUUGAUUCUCAAUUGGGGCAGUAAAGCACUUACCUACCUGUCGAAAAUGCCUUUUCCUCUGCCUUUAGAGAUAGCAGGCAGUAUAAACAUGUUUAGCUGAGAGAGACUCUGGGAACAGGGUGGAGUUUGAAGGGGAGGUGGACUAGAUGAAACAGCCCAGAAGGAUGGAGAAUGCCACUAUAUAAAUAGAGCACAAGUUACAGGACAUUUCACAGACCAGCUUCCAGUCUUGAAGUUCGUGAAGAAGCAGAGAACAAGAAGGGAAGAAGGACGAACGUGCAGGAGCCAUUAUGAGAGCAAGUUAUCGACUUCCUCUGGUGCCCUUGUUGCUGCUGUGGGCUGUUUGCAGCGUGGUGCAGGUGCAGGCAGAGGUCAAUUCGGUCAAGCUCUGUGGCCGCGAGUUCAUCCGGGCCGUGGUCUACACCUGCGGAGGCUCCAGGUGGAGAAGACUGCUUACACCAGAAAACGAUGUGUUUUCUCUUGCAGAGCAGAGCAAUGCUGAGGAGCUGAGUGAGAGCACAGGGUCCGACCUGUCAACACGAGACCUGAACCCCAUGAUGACCAACAUGUGCUGUCAGGUGGGCUGCCGAAAGAGUGACCUGUCUCUUCUGUGCUGAGGACCAGACGCACUCUCGUAAUAAGUUCACAAGUUCUACAGUGUGUGUGUGUGUGUGUGUGUGUGAGAGAGAGAGAGAGAGAGAGAGAGAGAGAGAGAGAGAGAGAUCGAUCGAUCUUCCGGGCAUUAUUUAAGAUGUUUUUCUGUUCAUGGUACCAGACAUAAUUGGUGAAACAGUAGGACAUAAAAAAACAAGCAUUAUGUGUCCUGAUUUGUUCAAAUGCUGUGCGUUCAAUACGAUAGGAGUGCUUGGUUUGUAGAAAAAAUAUAACACGACAGGUUUUGUGUUCAAUCCAGUGGCAAGUGUCUACAAGAGUGUUGAAGAACCAUAAAGUUUGAUUGUAAUGUAUAUGUUGAAUUUCUUUGUCUAAUAAAUGUUACCGCAUAAUUA
This is a messenger RNA of Ictalurus punctatus (channel catfish), 1488 nucleotides long. It is a transcript of the gene insl5a, whose product is annotated as insulin-like 5a. Bases 772 to 1098 code for a protein of 108 amino acids. The transcript has 2 exons. Gene Ontology annotation, cellular component: extracellular region. The record is from RefSeq and is a predicted model, not a curated record. Lineage: Eukaryota; Metazoa; Chordata; Actinopteri; Siluriformes; Ictaluridae. Gene Ontology annotation, molecular function: hormone activity.